Sparassis crispa is the source of this 2034-nucleotide messenger RNA. RefSeq lists its product as hypothetical. Bases 1 to 2034 code for a protein of 677 amino acids. The record is from RefSeq and is a predicted model, not a curated record. The transcript is spliced from 2 exons. Lineage: Eukaryota; Fungi; Basidiomycota; Agaricomycetes; Polyporales; Sparassidaceae.
AUGCCUGCAAGCAAACGUCAGUAUCAGUGCGACUGCGAGAAACACUGUGGUGGCCGACAGAAGGUGGUUAGUUGGGCUACGUACUAUGGGCAUGCUGAGUUUCGUGCGAAGACAUCCCAAACAUUCGCGGACUUUGUAGCAGACCUCCCUGGUACACGCAUCUUCUCGCAUGCCGCUUCAUGGCCUUCCGAGGGGAACACAAGUCAAUUGCGAGGGAGAAAAUGUGCUCGUGUGGAGAAUGAAAUCUACGAGAUGUUGGAACAGAUGGAGAGCUCGACAAUCGCACCUUCGUUUGAUGAACUUCCCGGGCCUGAUAUGGAUUGCGAAUCUCCUGGUCUUGGACCAAGUACAGAAACCUCCGAAUUUACACCUACAUGCACUCUCCACCUCGCACAUGAUCACAUCACCCUAUCCGAUGUUGAUGAGCAUGAGGAUGAAGACAUGGAUCCUGGGAGCAUAGCAGCCACCCGAGGGUCAGAGGAUGCCGCGUCUAGUUCUCAGAUGCGAGACGACACACGUUCGGGACUUGGACCAGAGACAGAAUUGGAAGCAGACCGCACGGCAACGAUAGAGGAGAUCAAGAUAGCAGAGGAGUUUAUUCGUUUACUGAAGCAGGCUUCACUAGAGACUAGCGGGCUUGAUGCUAAUACCAUACAUCGCCUCCACCAUCCCAUCGAGGCCCCCCUUGAUAUCGACGAUCCCGAUCUGCUGCUAUCGAUUGAAAUAUUCCUCUCCGUGACUAACGCAUCACAAGCGACAUACACAGCCGUGCGCGGUGCAAUCCUCCACCGUUACCCCGAGAAUACCAUCCUCACUUUUGACCAGGUGAAGAGCAAGAUUGCCGAGCUGAGCGGCGUAGUCCCCAUUAUCCAAGACAUGUGUGUCAACACAUGUCUAGCCUACACUGGUCCAUUCGCCGAGCUAGACCAGUGCCCGACAUGUGGAGAACUGCGCUAUGAUACUACGAGCAAUGGCAAGAAGCGCAUCGCUCGCCAAGAAUUUCACACCAUUCCAGUCGGUCCUCAGUUACAGGCUCUGUGGAGAUCUCGUGAAGGUGCUACGGCCAUGCGUCAUCGUAGUCGUCGCACACAUGAGAUUCUGGAGCGGCUUCGCGAGCAUAAUAACCAGCUGUACGAAUACGACGACGUAUACCACGGAUCUGCCUAUCUCAAAGCUGUUCUCGAGAAUCAGAUCGGCACCGACGACAUGGUCCUUCUUAUGUCGAUUGACGGUGCGCAGCUUUAUGAAAGCAAGGCCUCGGAUUGCUGGAUCUACAUCUGGGUAGUUCUAGAUCUAGCACCGGAGCUUCGUUACAAGAAGAAGCACGUCCUCCCUGGUGGUUUCAUACCCGGUCCGCAUAAACCCAAGAAUCUCGACUCCUUUCUGUUUCCUGGCCUUGGGCAUCUAAUGGCACUACAGAAGGAUGGUCUUUACAUCUGGGAUGCUUCAGAUGAACACACUUUCCGAUCGAAUCCAUUUCUAGCCAUGGUGACGGCCGAUGGUCCUGGAAUGGCUCAUGUGAAUGGUCUGGUGGGUCAUCACGGAGCUCAAGGUUGUCGUCUCUACUGUCCACUCAAAGGACGCCAUAAAGCCGGUGGCCCGCACUAUUAUCCAGCUCUUCUCAAGCCAGUAGACUACGAGGUCGACGGUUGCGAUCACGAUGAUGUCUCCUGGCGUACUCUCAUGCCGUUGUCUCCGGAGCAGUAUGCAGAGAACCUUGUUUACGUGCGCACAUCCCCUAACGAUACUCAAUAUAAGGCGCGCCGCAAGCAGACUGGUAUCGCCAAGCCGAGUAUUCUCAGCGGCCUCUCUCGUAUUCUGCUUCCACCUACAUGCUGUGCGCUUGAUCUCAUGCACCUCGCAUCUCUCAAUAUUCCAGACCUGCUCAUCCCUCUAUUCCGUGGAACGCUCGAGUGCGACAAAGAUGACGAUAAAUCAGAGUGGGAUUGGGUAGUUCUUGUAGGUGAGAUCUGGCAGAUUCACGGCAAGAUGGUUGCAGAUGCACGCCCGUAUCUUCCUGGGUCAUUUGACUGA